Molecule: messenger RNA, 3533 nt
Organism: Mercenaria mercenaria
Lineage: Eukaryota; Metazoa; Mollusca; Bivalvia; Venerida; Veneridae
Product: zinc finger protein 629-like
Exons: 5
Coding region: 151-2043 (630 amino acids)
Biological process (GO): regulation of transcription by RNA polymerase II
Cellular component (GO): chromosome
Molecular function (GO): chromatin insulator sequence binding
Source: RefSeq, a predicted model, not a curated record
CGGUAAGGUACGGUACGCAAACAACAACAACAACAACUAGUAUUUCCCAUUUUGUUCUGUGUGUAAAAGGUAUUUUCCGCACGAACGUUAAAUGACAAAUUUUACAACUUGUGUUUGAACUGUAUACAGUCUGAACUGGUUGGUGUAGCAAUGGGUGAAGCCUACCAGUACCAUGUAACGAUGUUAGUGUGCAGGGAACAGGAAGAUGCCAUUCGAGCUUUGUUUAGGGACAACAAUUGGACAUGCUGGCUAAAUGUAUUAUCGGAACAGACAGUUGCAGAUAUCAGAGCAUUUGGCUACCAGUAUAUUUUUUCAGAUGAUAUGAAAUACCCAGAUCAGAGCAUUGUCAAGUCCGAAUUUAUAGAGAUAAAAUCAGAAGUUGUUAAUGUAGACGAUGAACUGGAUACUGAUUCAGAAAUAUUUGGAAGUCCCCAUGGAGAUAAUGCGAUACAAAAAACAUGGGGAAAUCCUCUUGGAGAUAAUGAGGUACCUGAAUAUUCUGGAACACCUCUUGGAGAUAAUGAGGUACCUGAAACUUCUGGAACACCUCUUGGAGAUAAUGAGGUACCUGAAACUUCUGGAACAUGUCUUGGAGAUAAUGAGGUACCUAAAACUUCUGGAAUACUUGGAGAAAAUGAGGUACCUAAAACUUCCGGAAUACCUCUUGGAAAUAAUAACGUACCCAAAACAUCUGAAAUUCCUGUUGCAGAUCUUGAGAUGCCUGUGACAUCUGGAAAUCCUACUGCAAAUUAUAAGUUACCGAUGUCAACUGCUUUUGGUACUGCCAAUUAUAUGAGACAUAAAAACCCAAUUAUUCCCACUGCAAACUAUCAAGUGCGCACAGCAUCUGGAAUUUUUCCUGUAAAUUAUAUGGGCUUUAAAGCACCCACUCCUGAUGUUGCAGGUGUACCAGCAUCUGGUUAUGUGUCAGAUUUGGUAACAAAUGAUAAAUCAAAACCUACUGGUGUUGUCGGCGUUCCAGCUUCUGGUUACGUGUCAGAUUGGGUAACAAAUGAUAAUUCAAAAUUUACACACCAACUAAGUCGUUUCCGGCCGAUUCAGAAAAGCACCAGCUCUAAAUGUAAUGUCUUGGAUGAGUUUGACAAACACAUUCCGUCAACAGGGAGAAUAAUCAAGAAAAAUGAGGACAAAGGUGAUACAAACAAAAUCGAUAAGGCUCCGGUCGAAAUUCAACAGAGGAAGAGGCAAUCAUUUAACUAUUUGUUUUGUCCCGAUUGUGACUCAAAAUUUCUUACAUAUGAACAGUUAUGGAAACACAGAGAUGAAGCGAGACAUAAACUACCUAAAUUGCGGCCACUUGGCCAGAUGAAAAAGAAGUUCAGCCCUGAGGAGCUAAUGAAGAUGGGAUUUACAAAAUGUACAGAAUGCAGUAGCUACUUUCCGACCCAAAGAAAAUUAAGACAACAUUUAUAUGCGAGUCAUAGAGAAAUAAUGCCCCCUCCAACCUGUCCAGUAUGUGGAGAAGACUUUCAAUCAUACAAAGAACUAUACAAGCACAAACGUGAGAAGCAACAUAACGACAGUUUAUGGCGUCUGAACAGCUAUCAGUGUGAUACUUGCGGUAAACAUUUCACCAAAUACGAAAACUUCAAACGUCAUAAACAGAUGUCGUGUGGAAAAAGUGAGGCAGAACUCGAGGCACUACGUGUACACCCAUGUGAAAUCUGUGGGAAACGAUUUACAACAUUAAGAUCUGUAAAGCACCAUAUGAGCGUAGUUCAUGAAACAGAUGAAUCAGUCUGUGACAUUUGCGGAAAAGUGUGUAAAAGUAAAUUCGCUUUACGUGGGCAUAAACUUAGACAUAGUGAAAAGAACAGGAAGUUUGUCUGUGAUGAGUGUGGUAAAGGAUUUUUUACCAGUACAAUUUUAAAACAGCAUAAACGUUGCCAUACUAAAGAGAAACCAUUCAAAUGUCCGUUGUGUGAGUACACAUGCUCAGUUCCCGGAAAUAUAAUUAAACAUGCGCGUAAUGUGCAUAAACAGCAAGUACUACCAGUGAAUUUGACAGAUUCAAAACAGUAGCAUUCCACAGACAGUAGCUGAAAACAUAUUUGGGGAUAUAUAUUGCUUUUGUGCUGUCUGUCUGUCCAUCCACCCAGACUUUGCUAAAAGAAAUCAGUACCAGAGCUAGUUUCACAUAUUCCUUAUUUUCUAGGGGAUUUAUUUUUGAUGGAGUAAUGGCCCCUUUUUAUUCAUUGAAUUAAGUUCUAAUGAGAAACUUUAAAACUUCUCAUGAACCACCUGAUUGAUAUCAGAUUUGUUCAAAUGGUUCAGCUCGGGCCCCUUUUAUAGGGGCUGUCAAAAGCUAAAAACAGAAAAUCAUAUAGUGUGCAAUUUACAACAUUCUCAAGUGAACAACUUGGAACCGUCAUGGCACUCUCAUACAUUUCAUUCAAACUACGCCUCCUACAUGUAUACUACUGAUUGGAUUUAAAUGAAACUAUAUAGGAUUGAUUAACAAGCAUAAUAGCACAUGGGCUUUUUGGGGUGUUUAAUUUUGAUGGAGCUAUGGCCUUUGAAAUAGUGAUAUAUUAAGACCUUAUUUCCAAUCAAUAAUAGGCUUGAUUGGAAUAGUAAGGUCAUAGUUAUGUGCCCUUGAUUGAUAAAAAAUGCAGUGUUUGGGAACCUUUAUUUCAUAAUCAAGCCUAAUCAUAUUCACAAAGAAUGUAUAUACCAGUAAUCUCUUUCAGCUUCUUAUAUGGGCCAGUCAGAAAAAAUGUGUUAUGUGCUGUUGGAUUAUCAAUAAAUGAGCCAUGCCAUGAGAAAACCAACAUAGUGGGUAUGCGACCAGCAUGGAUCCAGACCAGCCUGCGCAUCCGCGCAGUCUGGUCAGGCUCCAUGCUGUUCGCUUUUAAAGCCUAUUGGAAUUGGAAAAACUAUUAGCGAACAGCAUGGAUCCUGACCAGACUGCGCGGAUGCGCAGGCUGGUCUGGAUCCAUGCUGGUCGCAUACCCACUAUGUUGGUUUUCCCAUGGCACGGCUCAAAUGUAAUAUUUCACUAUUUACACUCUAGCACCUUCAUUCCUGAAUGAAUCAUACCACAUUUACAUAGAAUGAAUAUACUUGUAAUGUCAGAGUACCACCAGUGUAUUUAAUAAUUCUGGUUAUGGAAAAUACUAAAAUGUUCAAACAGAUAUGGGAACCCACUCAGGCUUUCGCAAACCAAAGUGCACUGCGCAAACAAUUUAAAGCCCAGUGUGGGCCCUAUUAAUUUAAUUCAAUGUUAGAUUGGGUAAUAUUUUUGGUUGUAUUUUUAUCAGACAUACAGAUUUAAAACUCAUGAAUAAUAAAAAAAGUAUUACCUCAGAUAGUAUUGAUACAUGUUGACAGAAAAAAGAAGUUCAGAUUGAUAUUUGGAAGUCGCAAAACACUUAAUAAAAGCAAGAUAGAAGUUAUCCAAUCUCCAUUCUUUUUAAUGUGCUUUCUUUAUUAUAGCCUGUUAGAAAUUUAUAGUAAUAGUUCAUAGAUAUUAUAAGGGUUACAUAUUUAAAUAAAUAUUCUACAGAACUCGG